This is a messenger RNA of Galeopterus variegatus (Sunda flying lemur), 608 nucleotides long. RefSeq names its product SCAN domain containing 1 (gene SCAND1). Lineage: Eukaryota; Metazoa; Chordata; Mammalia; Dermoptera; Cynocephalidae. The record is from RefSeq and is a predicted model, not a curated record. The coding region runs from base 180 to 608 and encodes 142 amino acids. The transcript is spliced from 2 exons.
CGCUUCCGGCCGCUCUGGGCGUUUCGCGGGUGCGGGUAAGCUGCAGCGUUCUCGGUCUGUCUACUUCCAGGAUCGGGCGGGCUCUACCCUUUAGCUAGAAACGUCUCCCUCCUCACCCCGCCCCGCGCAGACGCACUGCUUAGUUCAUAGCUGCCGGACAAAGGGUGACGCCCGGAGUCAUGGCGGCGACGGAGCCGAGCUUGGCGGCUAGUGGGAACCCCGUGGCGGUGGUGCCGCCGGAGAAACAGGAAGGAGCCAACCCAAGCUCAAAUCCUGAGCGUAACUCUGCGGCCGCCUGGAUUCCAGAGGCCUCAGCGCCUGCCCCCGACCCCUCCAGCCCCAACGCCGCAGUCUCCGAAGCGACUCCUACGCCCCCAGCGGUGGCCUCCGCGGUCCAGGAGCUGCCCCUCGGGCCUGCACCCCUGGGCUCUCCGCCUCAGGCCGAAGACGUUCCGCGGUCCCCCCCAGGCUCCGGGGGCUCCCGGCCCGGUCCCGAGACGUUCCUUAUUACGGAGAUGCUGGUGCAGGAGCAGCUACUCGCUAUCCUGCCCGAGGCGGCACGGGCCCGGCGGCUUCGCCGCCGCACGGAUGUGCGCAUCACUGGCUAA